Messenger RNA from Stylonychia lemnae, 3855 nucleotides. The record is from the annotation of a GenBank genome assembly. Lineage: Eukaryota; Ciliophora; Spirotrichea; Sporadotrichida; Oxytrichidae.
AUGGAAUUUUACUGUAGAAUAGAAAUUAAGAGGCCUUUGAGUCUUUUUUAAACAGCUCAAAUACCAAAGAAAAAGAUCCUUUUAGAUCAAGCCAAAAGAGAUAACUAAUUUCGUCAUUUUUACUAGAUCAAUCUUCAAGAAAUUUCUAAUAAUCUUAGCUAGAAUUCAUCUCAUAGAUAAAGAAGAGGUGAGCAAAUUAAUUUAAAUAAAAGUUUAAUUGGCUAGAAUUUAGAAUAGUAUGAUAAGCAAAACGCUUCUUCAUCUUUUGUACCAAUUUUGACGUAGGAUACUAGAUUUCAAAAUGUAAGAAAUAAGUCGAAUGAUAACUUAAGCAAACAAUAAAAGCCCAAACACAACUUUUUCCCAGUAAUAUGUGGAGUUUCCUAAAUUCCAAUACCUAGAAUAAUUCAACAGAAAGAAAAAAAGAAAUAAUACUCUCCAAAUAGAGACUUAAACCAUACUACUGAGCUGUUAAAGUAUAACAUGAUGAUAAAUUAGUAUGUGUAGCAUCAUAAUGAUUUUUAAAGUUCGUUCUCACCCAUAAAAAAGAAGAGCAUUAUUGCCUUUGGUAGAAAAGUGGGAGAUCCUGUUAAGAUUAAUAAAAAACUACAAAGCUCCCAAGAUAAUUUCUUUAAUAUGACUUCACCAGAUCCACUAAUCAAGGAGGAAAUGAGAGAGACUGGCAAUAGUCUUAAUAAGACAACAAUUUUAAAAUAAAAGUAGAAAAUCACCAAUUCUAAGAAAAACAAAAGACUACUUAUGCAAUCAAGUGAAUCAUAAUAUGAUGCGGAGGAUUUCUCAGGAAAUAUAUCUCCAGUCAAAUUGAAAAAUUUGAGUUCAUAAACCUACAAGAUACCGUCUCCAUUAAAGAGCCCAACGAAAAAAUCUCAUGGUAAAAGAGAGUCAGCUCUUUCUUAAUCUUAUGGAACACCAAUGCUUAAGGAGGAAGAAGAAGAAAAUAAAGAUGAUGAUGAAACCGUUAAGAAUGAAGAGAAUGACGAUGCUGAGACUAUCCCAUAUUAACAUUAAUUAGAUGAAGAAGAUAGCGAAACUGUAUUUAAAGAGUCUCUAGCAUUAACUUAGAAAAUGACUUAUGAAUUUUCAGAAUCUAUAAAUCAACCUGUCAUGAUAACUGGUGACAAACUAACUAAAGUUUUUUAUAAGUAAACCUGUAUGAUUAUUAAAACAAACAAACUGAAUCACAUUUAAGCAUACCCAGAAAACUAAACUCGAUUAGUAUAUUAUAAGGACUCUAGAAUCCUUCAUCAUUCAAUUCUUAAAGAUUUUGAAUAAGAACUUGGAAUUGAUCUGAUAGUUAAGAGAGCUACUAUGAAUUAAGUUGUGAUCGAAUCCGACUAAACUCAGCCUUAAUAGUUCUCAGAUCCAAAGUAGAUAGAGGGCUUCUUAAAACAGCAUUCCAAGGCAUAUAGAUCAGUAUUCUCCAUUUAACAGAUAGGUAAAGGUGGAGAAUCUGUAGUUUUCAGGCUUUAAACUUAGGAACUUGAUGAAAUCGUUGCCAAAUGUCCUAUUCUAAAAGUUUAGCCUAAUUAAUCCAAAGGAGAAAGCCUUAAUUUCUUUCAAUAAACUUUAUAUGAAAAUCAGCUCCUUAAAAUCAGACCCAAUCCUGAGUUCACAGCAACUAUCAAAGAAGAGGUUAUAGAAUUUAAUAAAAGAUUAGGUGUAAUAAUCCGUUAUGUGGCUAUAAUAGAAAGAGCUUAAAAUGAUCUAGGUGUUAUUUCAAAAACUUGGAAAAAUCCAGAAGAAAGAAUCAAGAGAAGGGAAUUUUAUUCACCUGAAAAAUUAGCUUACUAUUGUUUUUAAUCAAUGAAAGCAAUAAAUUACCUUCACUCAAGACAUAUCUACUAUGGUGAUGUAAAGCCAGAAAAUUUUUUGAUAUUUAGAAAUCAGCUAGUAAAGGUAGGAGAUUUCGGAAUUUCAUUGAAGCUUAAUCCAAAAAAUGAAAAUAAUAAAGGAUAUCCAUUUUUAUACAAGACAAAAGGAUAUACGAAAAGCUUUUCUCUAAGCUAUAUACAGAAAUUUGAAUGUUUAAUGACGAAGCCAGAUUUAUACAGAAAUGACAGAUAUGGACUGUGGAAAGCUUUUAAAAUGGUUUAUGAUCAAAUGACUAAUUAUGAUUCAAGUAGCAAAUCACAAUUAAUAGAGGAAAUGCUUGAGGAUCUUGAGAUCAACAAUAAGUACUUCAUCAAUUUGAAUUAGAUAGUUUAGAAGUACAUUAAAUACUUCUCAACUAAUAGUCAAUUUGCAUUAAGACUGUGCAAUCAACUACUAAAUGAAAAUAUGGAUAGCUCUAUAAGAGAAGUGUUGAAAAUAACAAAUUAUUGUAACAUUAUUAAAGGUAUACAAUAGUAUGCAUAAUAUCAAAGAGAAUCUUAAAUUCUAAAUCAAAGUCCUAGAAGAAUUAGAAAGCCAAUCUAAGAGGACAAAAUCCUUGAUAAAGGAGAACUUGUCAAUUUCCUAAGGAUAGAUUAAGAUAAGAAUGGUGAUUUUAAAGAUUAUGAAGAAGUUAAUUAAUCAUCCAGUAAAAAGCUAAUUGAUACUUCUCACUCAUAUUUCUUGCAUUUUCCUGAGAAUGGUCAUUGGAAUUUCUAAUAGGACAAAACUGAGCUUGAUUAUAAUGAUUAAAUAUGGAAAGACAUUGUUCUUUUGCUAUUGAAAUCUUGUGAUUAAAGACAUGAUUAGUGUUUAAAGUUUUAACUUAGAAAGAGAUGUUAGUCUGCUUUUUAGUACAAGCAGAUUUUGAAAGAUAUAAAUUUUGACUAGAUUAGUUAUGCAGAAAUAUCAAGGAUUGAUUAGAAUUACACAAACUAAGAACUUUUUCAGUUCUUUUAGUUUUUGAAAUAUACAAAGCCAGACCAUAAAUUAUAGAGUCAGAUAGAAAAUUUAUUUAUAAGACUUAAGAAGUAUGAGAUAUUGGCAGAGAUUUAUCAUUCUUAGGCUAAAAGAUGGUUUUUCUCCAAACAUCUAGAGCUUUGUGAACAAAAAUCAAUUCAGUGUCUUAAAUUGGCUAAGUAAUUGAAAAAAUAUGAUUUAGAAUUUGAUUGCUAUCUUAAGUUAGCAUACUGUGAGUCCUAAAAAGGAAAUUUUUUUUAAGCAUUUCAAAUGAUCAAGACAUGCUCAAAAGUUAUUAAACAGAAUUUUAGUCAUCAUUCAUUGUAAUACUAUGAAAUGCUCAAGAUCAAGUCUAUCAUCUUUCAAUGUCAAGACAGAUUAAUUGAGGCCUUAAAAUGUGAAGAGUAAUGCUUUGAUAUCUGCAGCAAUCUUCUAGGAGACCCAGCUGAUGAAACACUCAAGUGCUGCUAGAGAUUAGGAAUGCUUCAUCUUAAACUUUUGAAUCAUCAGGAAUGCCUACAUUAUUUGGAAAAAUACUGUCGUCUUUCCAUUAACUAACUUGAUCAUUAUAUCUACCUAUUUGAAGCGUAUUGUAAAUUCUUAGAAUUUGAGAAGCUAAAAGAAUUGAUAGAUAUAGUAAAAGAAACUUAUAACGAUAAUGAUUUGAUUUACCUUGCUUUUGCUGGAUCUUAUUUCAAACUCAAUGAAAUCUUUAUUCCUGUAUUAAAUGAGGAUGAAGAAAACUAAGUUCUAAAUAAGCUGUUAAAUUUGAAUGAUAGAUGGUAAUCGUCACUUCAAGUCAUUAAGUACAGAAUUCUAAUGUUAGGGGGAAUUUAGUACUGUAUUGAUUUUCUGCAAAGGUAUAACAGAACGAUUAAUUUACUGGACAGUGAGGCUAUUGAAAAGCUAAAAGAUGAAAACCUGGAUGAUAGAAGAGUGAAGAUGAAGUUAAUGGAAAAGUUUUAUUUAAGUUGGACUGCUUGUGUCCAAGAAGAUUUAAUAUGA